This is a messenger RNA of Numida meleagris (helmeted guineafowl), 2749 nucleotides long. It is a transcript of the gene CTXN2, whose product is annotated as cortexin 2. The transcript has 2 exons. NCBI's taxonomy places the organism in Eukaryota, Metazoa, Chordata, Aves, Galliformes, Numididae. The record is from RefSeq and is a predicted model, not a curated record. Bases 1815 to 2063 code for a protein of 82 amino acids.
AAAAAGAGAAACAAAAAAAAACAAACAAAAAAAUUCUUAAAUUCAUUCCUAUAGGAAUAACGACAGAAAAGUAUAAGACAUUUACGGGGAGGAAGAUACCAAAACUAAACCUUUUCCAGGAAAAAAGACCUGCUUACAGGAAAGUUCUCCAAAUAUAGCAAUGCUCAAUGAUUAUCAGAAAAAAAAGUGGGUAUGUUCCACUCUCCCAAACCAGUUCUGGUAAGUUGGGAUGGCAUGGACUGGGUCCUUGUGUCUUUGUCAAUUCCCAAAUCUCAAACCAUAGCCGUUCCUCUUUAGCAGGAGACCUUCAUGGGCCCCAAGUUAAUCAAGGACAGGGCUAAAAAAGAAAUCUAGAGCUCAUUAGGAACAGAAGAGGCUCCUUAUAUACAUAUUCUGAAAGCACAGUCAUAGUAUUUGAAACAGUCUAUUUAUAAGCUUUUCAUGGAUCUUUAAAUAUGAGAGGCACUUCAAAAAUUAGCUUGGCUUGUAAUUUCAGCAACAGAUAUUGUUUACCAAAUUACUGACACUGCACCAUUAGAUGAUCAAACUAGCAAUCAUUAGUGAGUGCAUAGUUAACCAUCCGUUUAACCAUUGGUUCUACCAGAGGGACACAGCGUGGUUUGAGACUACCCAGUGCUCGGCAGCCCACUGCAGUCACAGCAGAGGAAUCAAGCAUUAAAAUGCCUGGCAAUGCAAAACUUCUUCCCCAGCUUGUAUUACGAUAAAAGAGACUUAACCUUUCAUCGUGUUGUUGCAUGUAUUAAGAAAUAUGUGGGGUUUUCAAGUUAUUUUCUGCAGAACAAAUUCUUCCAGCAGCUCUAGAGCAACCUUCAACAAAUCUCUUCGUGCCUGGUGCUAAAUGCAGCACUGUUUCUCCAGCCCACGUGCACCCUUCCAGGGCUGUAUUCACCACGGCGGCAUACAAACACCGCAUCACUAUCAUUUAAAAACAGAUUUGCUGUUUAUUAGUGCAAUACACAGAUCCAGCUUUGGGAAAAGAAAUCCUCUUUCCUUAUCCACCUUAAACACCUGCUGCUGUGGCAAACGGAAGCCUCUUUAAUAUACAAUCAGCAUCAGCUAAACACAGCUAAUGAAAGGCUAUAAAGCGAGGGCCAGGCUGCGGCCCCAGCCAUAUGUCGCCACAUGUUCCGCACUUUAAUCGUUAUUACCGCUGAAGCUGCAGGGAGGGACCGAGCCCUCGCCGCAGGAUGCGGCUGCGGCGGAUGGAAGAGGCGUUGAGCCCACACGCCCCAAGACUCGGCAGCGCCGCUCGCCGACCGCCCGGGGCCGGAGGGCGAGCGGCCCCGCCGCGGCUCCACAGGUCGCGGGGCUCCCGGCUGCUGCGGCACCGCAGCCUGAGCGCGGGGGGGCCGCCCUCGCAGGGCCCCGCUUACCGAUGCGCCGCACGUAGUGCUUUGCAGGAAGUUUCCACGCUCCCCAGUUUAAUCCGCGCGAGGGGGGUUGGAGGGGAGCGCGGCUGAGCAGCGAUGGAAGGGGGCGGGCGGCGACGAGGAGGAGGCGGCGGCAGCGGCCGCGUUUAAUUUUUUAAUGAGGGCGGCUUGAGCAGCUCCCGCCGGGGUCGCAGCGCCGGGCGGCGAGGGGAAACGCGGCCGAGCCGCCCCCGCCGCCCGGGACCCCGCGCAGCCCCAGGGGCCGGAGCCGCGCCAGCCGUCGGGGCUCCCGCCUGGGCUUCGGCCAGCCGGCCCAGGAGCCGCGGGGAGCUCCGCCGUCCGCCACCAUGGGCAACGCGGAGGAGACGGGCAAAGAAGCAACAGAGGUGAAAAUCCCACAGAGUCACCAAGAUGUGAUGUCCAAUGAUGAGCAGUAAUUACUGCGGCAACACUUCAGCCAGCAUGAGUGUCAAUGAAAUGUCUGCCUUCCCUCUGACUUUGGAGCAAAAAACUGGUUUUGCCUUUGUGGGGAUUUUGUGUGUUUUCUUAGGACUUCUAAUUAUCAGAUGCUUCAAAAUCUUGCUAGACCCCUACAGCAGUAUGCCUUCUUCUACGUGGGAAGAUGAAGUUGAGGGGUUGGAUAAAGGGACAUUUGAAUAUGCUCUUGCAUGAAAACUCACAUGAUAUCCUGCCUUAAAUUUGAUGUUGAUUUCAUUUUGGAAACCAACUGUUAGUACAUUUGUUACACACGCAUACAUACAUUUUGGAGAUGUGUUGGUAUCUGUGGCAUUCAUUUUGUUAAAUAAAUGUUUGUUGCAAACUCAGAAGGCAUUUCACAUUGCUUUUCUUUGAGGAACAGUGGAAAGGAGGAUAUUAAAUGGUUAACAGCAAAGAAAUACUGCAUUGAACAAUUCACUAGAAAGUCAACACAGUAAAAAAGUAUUUUAACAAUCAAAUGUUAUCUGGCUUUUCAGAGGAGGAUCUCAUUUCUACUGUCUUAUGAUAAGCUGGAUAGAAAGGCAAUGGAUUAAAGGCAGGUCCCUGUAUAGUGAAUGCAUAAGUGGUCAUUCCCUCCUUCUCUUACACAAUUUUCUGAAACUCAGAUUGUGCUUGUAUACUGAGAAUACAGAAGAGGAGGACAACAGAUCGUUGUGGCUCAAAGAGGUGCUUGCAAAAAGCAGCCCAUUUGUGUGUGUCCAUGUUGCUGAGAUGAGAGGAACAUCAACUGCUAACUCAAUUCUUGCCUCUCAAGAAGAGAAUGUGCUGUACUAGUGACUGUUUGUAAGGAAACUGUACUUUGCUACUCCUGCAUGAAACAUUUAAGUGAUCUUCUGCAAACAAUGCAUACUUCUAUUUCU